Messenger RNA from Ixodes scapularis (black-legged tick), 1495 nucleotides. RefSeq names its product venom metalloproteinase antarease-like TtrivMP_A. Lineage: Eukaryota; Metazoa; Arthropoda; Arachnida; Ixodida; Ixodidae. The transcript has 14 exons. Gene Ontology annotation, molecular function: metalloendopeptidase activity. The record is from RefSeq and is a predicted model, not a curated record. Gene Ontology annotation, biological process: proteolysis. The coding region runs from base 1 to 1485 and encodes 494 amino acids.
AUGCCGGGGUUCAGCCUCAAAUUGUGGGCCGUAGCGCUCUUUUCUUUCUGCUUCGCCGAGAAAGAGCAUGGGAUCGUGUACCCGAGGAUGCUUGAAAGCAGAUCAGCCACGGGAGAGAGGAUGCUGAAAAUUAACGAUGAUUUGACUUUGACUCUGCAGAAGAGUAAGGUUUUCACCGACAGUUUUCUGUUUAGCACGACGAAGGAUAACGAGCCUAUCGAUUACUACGUGAGAGCCGAAGACGCCGAACGAGACAUAUAUCACGAUCCUACCCACAUGGCUUCUGUAAAAGUCACAGACGACGAUGGAGUGGAAGUGGAAGGAAUUCUUGGACAAAGGCUUCGCGUUCAACCUUUACCCGUGGCUGCACGAAACAGUGAAGGACUCAAAGCGCACAGGCUGUAUGAAGUUGAAGCACACGAAGCACAACAUCCUUCACACGAUUACGGUACACCGAAUGAUACCAAGGACUACGUUGAAUCAAGAGCUGGACGCACAAAUUUCCCGAUGUAUGAAAUACCCAUGGAAAUCUAUCCUGAAGUAUGGGUUGUGGCGGAUAGUGAAUUUUCGAAGCAAUUUAACUUCAAAAAAGAUAAAGUAAUAUCUUACUUUGCCGUUCUUAUGAAUGCGGCAAACCUUAGGUACGCGAGCCUAGUAUAUCCCAAGGUGCAGCUCAGAAUUACUGGUAUAACCAUGAAUAAAAGUCCAAAGGAAGAACCAUACAUCGUCAAAGUGCAAGGACACGAUAAAUACCGUAAUAUUUUAUUCAAAGAAACUCUGGACCAGUUCAACACUUACAUGAAGAAAUACAGAUUGUAUAACGAAUCCGAUAUUGUGUUUUUGGUGACUGCAAAAAAUAUGUCAGAAUGGGUAAAUAACCAACUACAGUCGUGGACUGGCGGAUACGCCUACGUAGGAACAGCAUGCUCCCAAUGGAGGGUAGGAAUGUGCGAAGACCGGCCGACAAGUUAUUACGGAGCCUACGUUUUCACACAUGAGCUAGCGCAUAACCUUGGUUGCAAUCAUGACGGAGAUCCAGCCGGUAAUUGGGUAAACGGACACAUCGGAUCUGCAGACUGCCCUUGGAAGGAAGGAUACCUGAUGAGUUACGAGAUGAAAGACGAGCGCCAAUAUGCAUUUUCUUACUGCUGCCAAAGAGAAAUCAGGAACCUUUACAACCGUCCGGAGUUUACGUGCUUGAGAGAACGAAAUCUGAGAGCCACAAUACGGCGCUCGAGCAAGCUUCCUGGCAGGAAGACAUCCCUGUCAAACUACUGCAGGAGGGUGUAUAUGUAUGAGCCUGGCAUGAAAGCUAACAUGUCGUACGGUAUUAAGGGUGUUCAAAACUGCGAGGUACACUGCAUCGGGAAAAAUAACUGGUGGAGACUCGCUGUAGUCGAUGGUACACCUUGCACAAAAGACAAAAAGAAAGCUUGUAUUCUGGGUGAAUGCGUAGACAAGAUGGUAAUAAGCAAAGAAGAAUAAAAGAGGAUCU